Molecule: messenger RNA, 1656 nt
Organism: Choloepus didactylus (southern two-toed sloth)
Lineage: Eukaryota; Metazoa; Chordata; Mammalia; Pilosa; Megalonychidae
Gene: ACP5
Product: acid phosphatase 5, tartrate resistant
Exons: 6
Coding region: 327-1310 (327 amino acids)
Biological process (GO): bone resorption
Molecular function (GO): ferrous iron binding; acid phosphatase activity; ferric iron binding
Source: RefSeq, a predicted model, not a curated record
CCUGGGCCGUGGCCCCGCGGGCGCCCCCCGCGUCCUCGCCAAGUGUCGCCUCCCGGCCGGCGCGGGGAGGGGGACGCGAUCAGGUCCCCGGGCGCAGCGGCCCGGGACCCUCCGCCGGCCGGGCCCGCCCUCCGAGCCUCCGCGUCCCCAUUUCGCGGAUGAGAGACGCGCGCCCGGGAGGCGUGGCGGCGCGCGGUGGCCGGGCAGGAUUCCGGGGCGCGGCCCGUCGGGGCAGGGAAUAAAGGCUCGGAGGCCGUUCUGUCUGCCCUGGAGCUCAUCUGCCACUUGGAUCCCCCGCUGCUGCCUGGCUUGUGCCCCCUUCCAGGAUGGACACAAGGACGGCACUGCUGGCCCUCAUCCUGCAAGCCUCCCUGGGGAUCCCCCUGGCUGAGGGUGCUGCCCCCACCCUGCGCUUUCUGGCCGUGGGGGACUGGGGAGGGGUCCCCAACGCCCCGUACCACACGGCCCGUGAAAUGGCCAGUGCCAAGGAGAUGGCGAGGACCGUGCAGACGCUGGGUGCAGACUUCAUCCUGUCCCUCGGGGACAACUUCUACUUCACUGGGGUGCAGGAUGCCAAUGAUAAGAGGUUCCAGGAGACCUUUGAGAACGUCUUCUCCGCCCGCUCCCUUCGCAACGUGCCCUGGCACGUGCUCGCCGGCAACCACGACCACCUCGGCAACGUCUCCGCACAAAUAGCCUACUCCAAGAUCUCCAAGCGCUGGAACUUCCCCAGCCCUUACUACCGCCUGCGCUUCAAGAUCCCACGGACCAACGUGUCCGUGGCCAUCUUCAUGCUGGAUACGGUGACCCUGUGCGGCAACUCGGACGACUUCGUCAGCCAACAGCCCAAGAGGCCCCGAGACCUGGGGCUGGCCCGCACCCAGCUGGCCUGGCUUAAGAAACAGCUGGCGGCGGCCAAGGAGGACUACCUUCUGGUGGCCGGACACUACCCCGUGUGGUCCAUAGCCGAGCACGGGCCCACGCACUGCCUCGUCAAGCAGCUGCAGCCACUGCUGGCCACGUACAGGGUAACUGCCUACCUGUGUGGCCACGACCACAACCUGCAGUACCUGCAGGAUGAGAACGGCGUGGGCUACGUGCUGAGUGGAGCCGGGAACUUCAUGGACCCUUCCACGCAGCACCAGCGCAAAGUCCCCGCCGGCUACCUCCGCUUCCACUACGGGGCCGAGGACUCCCUGGGUGGCUUUGCCUAUGUGGAGAUCGGCCCCAAGGAGAUGAGCGUCACUUACAUCGAGUCCUCGGGCAAAUCCCUCUUCAAGGCCAGCCUGCCCAGGAGAGCCAGGCCCUGAGCCGCCACAAGGGACCCCUCUGAGGCCCAAGAUGCAGGGGUCUUCCUACCCCCAGGACCCUCCCGGCCACGGGCAAGGCUCUCCCUUAGAUCUGUCAUGCGGGGUGGGAGGUGGGGAGCACAGCAGGAAGGGGGAGCUCGGCGGAAGAUCCGGAGCACCACGUGGCCCUCAUGUCACGGAUGCCCCGUGGAUGUGUAAGGGACAAGGAGGGACACGCACCAGACUGCAGAGCCAGGCCCGAGUUCCCAGGGCGGUGGGGGAGCAGAGACGGAAAGCUAUCUCCUGAACCAAGCAUCCUUCUGUCACUGCCAUGCAAUAAAGAAAAAAAUAGUUGCCAGUGCCCAAA